AUGGUGCUCAACGAUGUCGUACCUUUUCUCGUGCAGCACUGGCCUGCCGUGCUCGGCGCGGUGUUUGUCAUCCACAUCCUUCGAAACAAGUUCAACAAAGGCCUGCACAAGUACCCCGGUCCCGCUCUUGCGGCGUAUACAGACUGGUGGCGGCUCAUCGAUGUGUGUGGCCGGAAAACGGAGCAGACACACAUCCACCUCCACCAGAAGUACGGAGACUUUGUCAGGCUCGGUCCGAACGUCAUCUCCAUUGCGGACCCGAAGGCGAUCAAGACCAUCUAUGGCUUGAACAAGGGCAUGACGAAGUCCGACUUCUAUCCCAUCCAACAAGCCACGGCUGGCGGCCACCGUGUCUGGUCCCUCUUCUCGACCAAGGACGAGGACUGGCACGCCAAGUACAGACGCUGCAUCAACGGGGCCUUCGCCAUGAGCGCGCUCGUGUCGUACGAGCCGCUCGUGGACUCGACCGUCAACUACUUCCUCGACCAGACGGACAAGCUCUUCGCGUCGACGGGCCAGGUGUGCAACUUCAACCGGUGGCUGCAGUUCUUCGCAUUCGACGUCAUCGGCGAGCUCACGUGGAGCAAGCGGCUGGGGUACAUCGAGAAGAACGAGGACAUCGACAACAUCGUCGGCUUCCUGGCCAAGUUCCUCAGCUACGCCGCCGUCGUCGGGCAGCAGCCGUGGCUGGACCUCCUCAUCGACAAGAACCCGAUCAAGCUGGCGCUCCAGCGCUACGGCGUCAUCGGCAAGGUCUUCCCCAUCGCCAAGUUCGCGCUGAGCCGGCAGGCGGAGCGCGCGGACGAGAUGGACAAGAUCCGGCAACACGGGCUGCAGGUCGACGGCGCGAAGCGGACGGGCGGCACCGACCUGCUCAGCAAGUUCACGGGCGCGCUGCACGACCACCCGGAGUUCAUGACGGAGCGCAUGGUGCUGGCGGCGUCGGUCAGCAUGGUGUUCGCGGGGUCCGAGACGACGGGCAUCAGCCUCAGCGCGGCCUUCUACUACCUGCUGAAGCACCCGCGCGUGUACGCCAAGCUGAUGGAGGAGCUCGACGAGGCCGUGCGCAACGGCACCGUCGUCGACCGCGAGAACGGCGCCGUGACGUGGGCCGAGGCGCAGAAGCUGCCCUACCUCGACGCCGUCGUGCAGGAGACGUUCCGCAUGCACCCCGCCGCCGGCCUGAUGCUCGAGCGCGUCGCGCCGCCGCAGGGCAUCACCGUGUGCGGCCGGUUCGUGCCGGGCGGCACCAUCGUGGGCUGCAACGCCUGGGUGCUGCACCGGCGGCCCGAGGUCUUCGGCGAGGAUGCGCACGUCUAUCGGCCGGAGCGCUGGAUCGAGGCGCGCGGCGAGAAGCUGAGGGAGAUGAAGGCGACCAUGUUCCAGUUCGGCGGCGGGUCCAGGACGUGUCUCGGCAAGAACAUCAGCCUGCUGGAGAUAUACAAGCUGGUGCCCAGUUUCUUGCGACGCUUCGAGCUCGAGCUGGAGCACCCCGGCCAGGAGUGGAAGACGCAGAACCACUGGUUCGUGCGCCAGGUCGAGUUCAACACCCGCUUCAAGCCCCGGCCGCUCCACGCCACGGUUUAG
Diplodia corticola is the source of this 1587-nucleotide messenger RNA. Its product is annotated as cytochrome p450. The coding region runs from base 1 to 1587 and encodes 528 amino acids. Gene Ontology annotation, molecular function: oxidoreductase activity, acting on paired donors, with incorporation or reduction of molecular oxygen; monooxygenase activity; heme binding. The record is from RefSeq and is a predicted model, not a curated record. The transcript is spliced from 2 exons. Lineage: Eukaryota; Fungi; Ascomycota; Dothideomycetes; Botryosphaeriales; Botryosphaeriaceae.